Messenger RNA from Colletotrichum destructivum, 4380 nucleotides. Its product is annotated as Putative serine/threonine-protein kinase, active. Lineage: Eukaryota; Fungi; Ascomycota; Sordariomycetes; Glomerellales; Glomerellaceae. The transcript is spliced from 4 exons. Gene Ontology annotation, cellular component: cytoplasm. Gene Ontology annotation, biological process: regulation of MAPK cascade; protein phosphorylation; intracellular signal transduction. The record is from RefSeq and is a predicted model, not a curated record. Gene Ontology annotation, molecular function: protein serine/threonine kinase activity; ATP binding. Bases 378 to 3287 code for a protein of 969 amino acids.
GUCCUCCCCCCCCCUCCCUCCUACUUCUCUCUCUUGCUUUCACACCUGCCUACGUACGCUAAAUCGGUACCGCCGCCCGCUACUUCCCGCUUCGAAUUACCAUUACCAGGUACGGAGUACCUAAUUGUACACACCCACGGCGACUGCUUCUCCUGCAGUCCCGCUGCUGCUGGUAUUCCCAUUUCCAAUCCCACUCCAAUUCCCACCACUGCGGUGCGUACCUCCCCUUCUGUCCCCAUCUCAAGCACAAGUUGAGGGGAAAGCAUCGCAUUGUGCCCGUACCGAUUUUUUUCCUCCUCACACACCCUCUAUUCAUACCCUCUUUUGCUUCCCUUUUUCCCUUUUUCUUCGACGGUUUAGACGUUUUAGGGUGUAUCAUGGAUAGCAGCCAGAGCGCGACUCUUUCCAACGGCACCUCCCAACGUCGCAAGCUUACCAAGAAGCCCCCCUCGUCCUACCAGCAGCACACACGCUCCUCGAGUGGUCUCGAUGGUGGCAUCGACGCCCUAUCGCUCCAGAGCAAACGGAGCUCUACCUCGCUGAGACGCGCCCCUUCCGCUCCACCUGCUCGGACGACCCCCUCAAACGCUGCCGCCGCUGCUUCGGCCGCUGCUAUUCUUCCUGGUGUUGCUUCUUCUGCCGCCGCUUCCAACAGUUCUUCUCCCCGCCACCUUCCCUCAACGCAGACGCACCUUCCCAAUCCCUCCCCCGUCCUGCCUCAGGGUCAGUUCGCCGGAUUCGCUCCUUCCCCAACUGCCUACUACCACCCCCAGACCCAGACCCAGACCCAGACCUCCACCUUCCACGCUCACACUCACGCUCACGGCUACGCCAACGCCAACGCCAACGCCAGUGCCGCCUUCUCUCCUCACCACCACCAGAACUUCAACCACCAAAACACUUUCUACCAAAACAAAAACAAUAACAGCAACAACGUCGACAGCUCCCCCGUUGCUAACGGUGUCGGUGUCGGUAUUGCCCACAGCAGUGAUCGGUCACUUGACCCCUCAGCGACGUCGCCUCUGUCGUCACAACCCAACGACGAAUUCAUCGGCGCUCCAUUUGACGGCGCUGCGGUCCUGAGCCGCAUCGAGCAGACCAAGUCGCCCGUCACUGCUCAACCCCAGCCCUACCAGAGUCUCUAUCAGCGACAGAACGCCCCGGCGCCGCUUCUCAAGUCAGCCACCGAUUCGCGCAUCAGAAGCCCUGCCCUUCGACAAUCCCAGAGCUUCACGAACGAUACCGCGAUGAUGAACGAAAAGUCACAGGGCGGCCGGAUGACGGAGAGCUCUAUGAUGAGCCCCAAGCGCUAUUCGGAUGAGGCAAAGGAGCCCCGGAUGGGCGUCCUGCGCAAGAAGUCGGGCUUCUCUGGGUUCAUGAACAGCCUGGUCGGCACGCCCAAGAAGCCCGUCAUCUCGGCGCCUGAGAACCCCGUCCAUGUCACUCACGUCGGCUACGACAGCUCGACCGGCCAAUUCACUGGUCUCCCGAAAGAAUGGCAAAGAUUAAUCAACGAAAGUGGAAUUCCCGAAAAGGAACGCAGGGAAAACCCUCAGACCAUGGUUGACAUCAUCACUUUCUACAAGGAGACGACCGAGAGGCCAGCCGAGGAUCAAGUAUUGGAGAAAUUCCACGAUGCCAGAGCGCCUGAUUACCGUCAGUACGCGAACGCGAACGCGAACUCGCCGUCGGGCGCUAUGUCGCCGGGCAUGUAUCCGCCAACAAGUUAUAUGGGUAUGUCACCAAUGAUCAGUCCACCUGCGAGCCCUAGGUUUCCAACUGUCAAUCAUGAAGGAUCUUUCGAAAACCCCCGUCAGCCGCCCCCCGUCCCGGGAGUCGUUGGAGUCAAAGGCUCCGGCGUCAAGGACAUCAACCUGAUGCCCAGCCGUCCGGCCCCGAAGCCUCCCGUCAGCCUCCCGAUGAGGUCCGCUGCCUCCCCCUACCCCGCCAAGGACUCCGGCAUUGGAAUGUCUCAGCCUGGUGAGGACCUGCCCCCGGUCGCAUACCAACCGCCCAAGGAGAACGUCCCCAUGCUUCCCGAGGAGCACCGAACCCGAUCCCGAUCCAACUCACGUGUCGGCGCCUCCCCAGCCUACGUGCCGCCGACUCCUAACCCGCAGAACCCGCAGGCGAACCUGUACCAGCAGCAGCUUUUGCAGCAGCAGCAAGAGCAGGCUUUGGCACAGGCGCAAGCGGCCAUGUCUGGCCAGAUCAGCCGCGCCCCGAGUAAGAGACAGCCCGCCCAGCAAUCGACCCCACCCCAAUCGCAGCCCCAGUACCCCCAGGGCACCACGGCCAACGGCGGUCCCGGCCAGCGGCAGCAGGUUGGCGUUCCCGGCGCUCCUGGCUCCAGGCCUCGGCACCGACCCCGCCAGAGCACUGGCAUCGAUGUCGUCGCGGCACUCAAGCGCAUCUGCUCCGACGGAGAUCCUCGCGAAGUCUACAAGAACUUCAAUAAGAUUGGACAAGGCGCGUCUGGCGGUGUUUACACUGGCUACGAGCGAGGAUCCAACCGUCUGGUCGCCAUCAAGCAAAUGAAUCUCGAGCAGCAACCCAAGAAGGAUUUGAUCAUCAACGAAAUCCUGGUCAUGAAGGACAGCUCCCACCCCAACAUUGUCAACUUCAUCGACAGCUACCUUUGCGGAGGCGAGCUCUGGGUGGUGAUGGAAUUCAUGGAGGGUGGGAGUCUGACUGAUGUUGUCACUUUCAACAUCAUGACCGAGGGACAGAUUGCAUCUGUCUGCCGGGAAACGCUUAAGGGCCUGCAGCACCUCCAUUCUAAGGGUGUCAUCCACCGCGAUAUCAAGUCGGACAACAUUCUCCUAUCGAUGGAGGGCAAUAUCAAGCUGACCGACUUCGGUUUCUGCGCAACUAUCAACGAGGCCCAAAAUAAGCGUACCACUAUGGUUGGCACACCUUAUUGGAUGGCCCCUGAAGUCGUCACUCGCAAGGAGUAUGGGCGCAAAGUGGAUAUUUGGUCUCUUGGCAUCAUGGCCAUUGAGAUGAUUGAGGGAGAGCCGCCCUACCUGACAGAAUCACCUCUUAGAGCGUUGUGGCUGAUCGCUACCAACGGCACCCCUCACAUCAAGGAGGAGUCCAACCUGUCGCCAGUCUUCCGUGACUUUCUCUACUUUGCACUUAAGGUAGACCCUGAGAAGAGAGCAAGUGCACAUGAUCUCUUGAGACAUGAAUUCAUGAAGGGUUGUGUUGAUCUCUCUCAGCUGUCGCCAUUGGUGCGUGCUGCCAGAGAAGCACGUCUUGCGGAAAAGGCUAGGAAGGGACAGUAGGAUACCUCCAGCCAGGCACCCAAGAACAUCUUUCGGCGGCUGAAACGAUAUUAAUCACGACCUUGACGACAACCUACUCCAUAAUGGGGCUGCCUUUUUACCUACGCAACGAGAUACCCCAGGAAGUACUGUUGGCCUUGGCAUAUUCAGCUUGAGAACGCUUUCCAUCUGCACUCUGCACAGCUUUGUUCACGCUCUAGCCCAAGACUCUUUGACUUGCGGCCUAUUACAGAACUUAGUAUGUGCGUGCCAUGGCUGGCAGACUUUCAGCCCCAAUCACUACUCUCUACUGCUUUCAAGAUACCAUGUCGGAGGAUACCCAAACCACUUCUAGUUACACCCCCGACUUUUUCUCUUUCUUGAUAACUUGCACAACCACACAUCAUACAGCAUGUUGGCGACCAAGCACCACCUUUUUUUCUUCUUUUCUGAAGGCUCUUCUCUUUACACAUUACAUAGAGGCGACCAUACUCUGGAUCCGCCCACUUGCUUUGUUAUCAGGCUCCGAUUGUAUAUGGGCGACCCUCUCUCAUUAGAUCGAAAAGUCCGUUUUGGACCAAUCAUUUUUGGAGGUUUAGUAGUAACUGUCACCUCGAAAGCCGGUCGCUGGGAAGGGGAGAUGUGACGACGAAUCGCACGAUCCGAAUUGGCCAGUGAUAAUUGGCGGCCAAGUCGGAUUUGCUGGGGCAGACAGGCAAACCCCUUUCAACCUGUCGUGGGAUUUUCUCUGCUUCGUAUGAAACAUUAAGAGAAAAGGGGGGUUGAUAUUCGAAUGGGACGUCGCUGGACAAUCGUGUGAGACCAGAAAUCUCUGGCUCUUUGGUCCACCAUGUCUCAUGCCCACACAGAGGGGGGCAUUCUUUACUGGUCAUGUGUGAGAAGGUGUGCCACCGAGGCGGUGGUCCAAUGGCUCUGGUCCGGCAAGACUUGACUAGGUAUCGGAAUGACCUUCAGGCCCAGCACGCCCAAGAAAGUAAAAAGCACUGUAGCCAGGUUUUUGCCUAUGAUGUGAUGCGAGUGAUGUGUGGUGCGUAUUGAUGUUUAAUGCGUGUUGGCAGCGGAGGUCCCAACUUUACUGUUCCUUACCCUUGCC